Lottia gigantea (owl limpet) is the source of this 360-nucleotide messenger RNA. RefSeq lists its product as hypothetical. Gene Ontology annotation, molecular function: protein binding. The record is from RefSeq and is a predicted model, not a curated record. Lineage: Eukaryota; Metazoa; Mollusca; Gastropoda; Lottiidae. The annotation marks the transcript as partial. The transcript is spliced from 3 exons.
GAUGGUAGGACUCCAUUACAUUUAACAUCAUUGCAUGGUAGAUUUACCAGAGCUCAAACCCUAUUAGAGCAUGGAGCUGAAAUUGAUGCUUGUGAUAAAAUGGGUAACACAUCUCUACAUAUUGCUGCUCGUUAUGGUCAUGAAUUGUUGAUUAAUUGUUUGUUAGAGAAUGGUGCUGAUCCUAUGAGGCGUGGUCACAGUGGAAUGUUACCAGUACAUGUAGCAGCUUUAAAUGGUUAUGUAGACUGUGUGAGAAAAUUCCAUAUUGUUUUACCAGAUUUAAAUAUUAAUGCUCAAGAUGACAAUGGUCGUACGUGUUUACAUGGAUCUGCUUGUAGUGGGUAUGUCUUCUUUUUUUGA